UUAAUAUAAAAAUAAUUUUAACAUUUAAUUCAUAAAAAGAAUUAAAAAUACAUGAAAAGCGAGAAUUUAUUAGUAAUUUCAGCUGGUUACACACUUCUGCAUGUUUUUAUAUUACAAGUGGCACCUAUGCAUAUUAAGAUUUGUGAACUAUAGAAGCAAAGAAAAGCCCACACUUACAAAGACUUGAGAAACCAAAAAGCAGAGGAAACCACGACAUCAAGAAGCAAAAAAACAGGGUGAGCAGAUUGUUUUCAAGGAGUGGAAGGGAAAGAAGAAAGAGAAGAGAAGAAGGAAGAAAGAAGAAAGAGAGGAGAAGAAAGUAAAAAAAUCCAGAUAAUGUUUUUCAAGAAAAAGCAGAAAAGCAAGGUGAGAAGGAGAAGAAGAAGAAGAAGAAGAAAGAAUAAAAGAAAGAACCUGGAUUUGCAUCUAGCCAUCCCUGAGUUUGGAUUUCAACGACUAGAAUCACUACACCUUAUUCUACUUCUCCUUCUUCUUUUUUUUUUUUUUUUCUUGUUCCAACGACUAGCAUCACUACACCAGGCGCGCCCCUCAGGCACGGCACCCGCCUGGCACCACCCAAGGCGCCAGUGUGCUUUGUGGCUCAGGCGCACCUUUUACAACACUGCUAGCGAAUGGCCUGAUGCAUGUGAUUGCCAUCAAUGGUGGGGGCGGCAAGGGCACAUGGGGAAAACUGCUUGAUACUGAGGGCGAAUCCCAUAUUGAUCGUAAUGACCCUAACUAUGACAGUGGAGAGGAGCCCUACCAGCUUGUUGGAGCAACUAUUUCAGACCCUUUAGAUGAGUAUAAGAAGGCUGUUGUCUCCAUAAUAGAGGAGUAUUUUAGUACUGGUGAUGUGGAAGUGGCAGCAUCUGAUCUCAGAGAACUUGGCUCAAGUCAAUAUCAUCCCUACUUUAUCAAACGGCUCGUUUCCAUAGCCAUGGACAGGCAUGAUAAGGAGAAGGAAAUGGCUUCUGUUCUGCUGUCUGGACUAUAUGCUGUUGUAAUCAGCCCAUCCCAGAUUAGGGAUGGGUUUGUCAUUCUGCUUGAAUCUGCUGAUGAUCUUGCUGUAGACAUAUUGGAUGCAGUUGACAUUCUUGCUUUAUUCGUUGCUCGUGCUGUGGUAGAUGAUAUCCUUCCCCCUGCUUUCCUCACUAGGGCAAAGAAGACCCUUCCAGAGUCCUCAAAGGGAUUUCAGGUUCUCCAAACUGCUGAGAAGAGUUAUCUUUCAGCCCCACACCAUGCUGAACUUGUGGAGAGGAGGUGGGGUGGUAGCACUCACAUCACUGUUGAGGAAGUGAAGAAAAAAAUUGCUGAUCUGUUGAGGGAAUAUGUGGAGAAUGGGGAUGCUUUUGAGGCAUGUAGGUGCAUCAGGGAAUUGGGGGUAUCAUUUUUCCAUCAUGAGGUUGUCAAGCGGGCUUUAAUUCUUGGCAUGGAGAUUCAAUCUGCUGAACCGCAUAUAUUAAAGCUGUUAAAGGAGGCUUCUGAGGAGGGCUUGAUAAGUUCCAGUCAAAUGAUGAAAGGUUUUGCACGGCUAACAGAGAGCCUUGAUGACCUUGCUCUUGACAUUCCAUCUGCAAAAAGCUUGUUUCAAUCCCUUGUUCCCAAAGCUAUUGCUGAGGGAUGGCUAGAUGCUUCCUUCUUGAAGUCCUCUACUGAAGAUGGGCAGGUACUAGCUGAAGGUAAAAAAUUGGGACAAUACAAGGAGGAGGUUGUGACAAUAAUACAUGAAUAUUUUCUCUCCGAUGACAUUCCUGAACUGAUCCGAAGUCUCGAAGAUCUUGGCAUGCCCGAGUUUAACCCAGUUUUCCUGAAGAAACUUAUCACCCUAGCUAUGGACAGGAAGAACAGGGAGAAAGAAAUGGCAUCAGUUUUGCUUUCAGCUCUUCACAUUGAGAUUUUUUCAACCGAAGAUAUUGUUACUGGCUUUGUCAUGCUUCUGGAAUCUGCAGAAGAUACAGCACUUGACAUUUUGGAUGCUUCAAAUGAGCUUGCUCUCUUUCUGGCAAGGGCCGUAAUAGAUGAUGUCUUGGUUCCACUGAAUCUAGAGGAGAUAAGCAGCAAAUUGCCACCAAAUUGCAGUGGGAGUGAGACUCUGCACAUGGCUCGAUCACUUAUUGCUGCACGCCAUGCAGGUGAGAGGAUCCUGAGGUGUUGGGGAGGUGGGACUGGGUGGGCUGUGGAGGAUGCAAAAGACAAGAUACAGAAGCUAUUAGAGGAGUAUGAAAGUGGGGGAGUUGUCAGUGAGGCUUGCCAAUGCAUUCGUGAUCUAGGGAUGCCCUUUUUUAAUCAUGAGGUGGUGAAGAAGUCAUUGGUUAUGGCUAUGGAGAAGAAGAAUGAUAGGAUGCUUGAUCUGCUAGAAGAGUGUUUCAAUGAAGGGCUGAUUACCAUCAAUCAGAUGACCAAAGGCUUCACCCGCAUAAAGGAUGGGCUUGAUGAUCUGGCUCUUGACAUUCCAAAUGCCGAGGAGAAAUUCAGUUUCUAUUUGGAUUAUGCCAGUAAGAAGGGUUGGCUCCAAGCAUCUUUUGGGUCAUCUGUUGCAGCAGCUACCUGAGAUGAACGUAUAUUUCCAUUAGCUUCUCUCAUGUCUGUCGUUGCCAAGUACCUCUUUGUACUGUUCAAAACGUCCCUCCCUUUGCUUGUACGGUGGAUAGAUAGAGAUGGAAUAUGGGAUGUUUGAAUUCGUUCUUAUGUUCCUUUUAUUUUUUUUAACCCAGUGGUCCUCUGAUGGAGAUUGUUGCGAUCCCAGCCAGUGUACAAAGUUGGUUCGUUCUUAUUACUAUUAACAUAGCUUUAGGAGUAUGCUGCGUCGAGAAGUAUGUUGAAGAGGAGGAUAUGCUAUGCUGCUCGUUAUCACAUGCAAUAUGAUGUUUAGGAGGAUGAUAGUUUCUCAUGUCAUGUCUUAAAUGGUUUUAGCUUCUAUUUUCA
Manihot esculenta (cassava) is the source of this 2925-nucleotide messenger RNA. RefSeq names its product MA3 DOMAIN-CONTAINING TRANSLATION REGULATORY FACTOR 3. The record is from RefSeq and is a predicted model, not a curated record. Lineage: Eukaryota; Viridiplantae; Streptophyta; Magnoliopsida; Malpighiales; Euphorbiaceae. Gene Ontology annotation, biological process: negative regulation of DNA-templated transcription. Bases 641 to 2551 code for a protein of 636 amino acids. The transcript is spliced from 3 exons.